This is a messenger RNA of Rhipicephalus sanguineus (brown dog tick), 387 nucleotides long. RefSeq names its product ninjurin-1. Gene Ontology annotation, cellular component: membrane. The record is from RefSeq and is a predicted model, not a curated record. NCBI's taxonomy places the organism in Eukaryota, Metazoa, Arthropoda, Arachnida, Ixodida, Ixodidae. Gene Ontology annotation, biological process: tissue regeneration; cell adhesion. The coding region runs from base 1 to 387 and encodes 128 amino acids. The transcript has 2 exons.
AUGAAUACCAACCGCUACGCCACCAAGAAGACCCUGGCGCAGGGCUUGCUAGACGUGGCUCUACUCACGGCCAACACAUCGCAGCUCAAGAGCGUCAUUCAGCGGGGCCCGCAACACGAAUUUUAUACCCUUCUGCUGGUGCUGCUCAGCCUCUCCAUAGGGUUGCAGAUCAUGGUGGGCAUCGUGUUCCUGGUGCUGGGUUUCAUCAACGUCAACAACGAGAAUAACCACCGUCUCGCCGACAUACUCAACAACGUGGCCACCGCAGCCGUGUUCGGCGUCACGGUCGUCAACAUACUGUCGGCAUCCUUCGACAGCCCUGACUACGGCGUCGGCCUGGCACUGCAGCAGCCUCCCAAUGUGGUCAGGCCCCCGGCACCUAAAUAG